Molecule: messenger RNA, 1548 nt
Organism: Diplodia corticola
Lineage: Eukaryota; Fungi; Ascomycota; Dothideomycetes; Botryosphaeriales; Botryosphaeriaceae
Product: cell wall anchored protein
Exons: 4
Coding region: 1-1548 (515 amino acids)
Molecular function (GO): protein binding
Source: RefSeq, a predicted model, not a curated record
AUGAGAACGAGAAAACAGGAUCCAGCCCUCCAAGCCUCGUCCGAUGCAUCGAAGAUAUACACAUAUGGAGGAACCACCUUUCUUGGCAACACUUCAUUCCCGGGAUGGACCCCCGCAGAGAGCGACACAUAUUCACUAUGGAGCUACGACACCUCAACACAUGCAUGGGACCAGUAUGAUAUCACAAAAAGCAGUCCACUCCGACCAAACCGAGGAUCUUCAGCUGAAGCGCCAGCACUGGGCCUGUCAUUUUAUCUAAAUGGCCAAAUAGAUGCUGGCUCUUCCGCCGUAGCAGGAGCCUCAAUGAACAAUGAUACAGAGUUCCUUGAUGGUAUGAUUGUGCUGGAUACGGUUAAUGUCAGCUCCCAAAACCUUUCCACUGCAACGCUUGGCAACCCUCGAGUCGCAGGGGGGCUGCAAUUCAUCGAAGCCAUUGGGGAAAGAGGCGCACUUGUUGCUAUCGGAGGGCUGCAGCGCAGCGGAAACCAAACAGACCUGAUCGCAUUCGAUCACGCCGGUCUCUGUGACGAUUUCACAGCGACUUCGACCUGGCACCGACAGUCCGUCACAGGCGACAUCCCGCCUCCCCGCUCCGACUUCUGCAUCGUCGCCGCCUCGGCGCCCGACAACUCCAGCCACAACAUCUACCUCUACGGCGGCAUCGACCCCUCCAACGCCACCGCCCCCACCCUCUACGACGACAUCCACAUCCUCUCCCUCCCCUCCUUCACCUGGACCCGCGUCUACGCCGGCGAGAGCCCCCGCUGGGGCCACACCUGCCACCUUGCCGGCCCCCGCCAGAUGCUGACCGUCGGCGGCACGAUCGACUCGUCCGUCUACGACAUCGAGACGCAACAGGCUCCUCAGAACAUCAACACGAGCGCGCUGGCGUGCGACUGGGAAGCCAAGGGCGUCGCCGUCCUGGACAUGUCGACCUUGAAGUGGGGGUCCGUGUUCGACUUCUACGGCGCCGCGUACCGGGUCCCGCGGGAUGUGGUCGCGGUGGUGGGGGGCGGCGAGGAUGGCGGGGCGACGGCGACGGCGCCGGCGGGUGGGUUUGCGGAGGGUGCGGUCGCGAGUAUGUUCUCGUCGGGGAGGGUUGGUGGUGGCGCCGCUGCGACGACGACUUCUGCUGCUGCUACGCGUUCGGGAUCUGCGGGGCGAGGCUCGUCCGCGGGGACUGUUGCUGGCGCUGUUGUGGGCGGGGUUGUGGGUGUUGGGAUCUUGUUGGGCGGGUGGCGUUUUUGCGUUCGACUCCGCAAAAGAAGGAGGGAGGUGCGGGGACCGAUGGCCGGCCCGGCGGAGGGAGGAGGAGGAGGAGGAGAAGAAGAGGGCGUUCAAGGCGCGCGGGGACAUCGGCCUGGCGUGGGGACGUAUGUUGCCGAGGCUCCCGAUGCAGCCAGAUACGAGCUGUAUGGCCGAAGUCGUAUACCAGAAAUGACUGGGGGAUCAGCCCUGGCUCAUGAACUACAAGCGAUCGAAGAGCCCGGAGAGUUGGCAGGCUCACACGGGACUUUCGAGCUCUCGACUGGGACCGGCUGUAGGUAG